UUCCCAACUUCCUUUGAUAACAAAUCAGAAACUGAAACUAAAACAGGCUCAAGUUAGAGAUGAGUCACUUCGCAAAGUGACUGCAGUAGCUGAGAAGUGACAGCUGAGAGGCAGAAGAGAACCCAGGGCUUUGAAGCAGACAGGGCUUUCUGAGGGUCACCAAGGAGCAUGGCAGGCAGCCCAGAGGUGGUGGCCAUGGACUGCGAGAUGGUGGGGCUGGGGCCUCUAAGGGCGAGUGGCCUUGCGCGCUGCAGCAUUGUGAACUUCAGUGGCACCGUCCUAUAUGACAAGUACAUCCGGCCUGAGGGAGAGAUCACGGAUUACAGAACCCGAGUCAGCGGGAUCACGCCUCAGCACAUGGUGAGGGCUACACCGUUUGGUGAAGCCAGACUAGAGAUCCUGCAGCUUCUGAAAGGCAAGCUGGUGGUGGGCCAUGACCUGAGGCAUGACUUCAACGCAUUGAAGGAGGACAUGAGCAACUACGCCAUCUACGACACAUCCACGGACGGGCUGCUGUGGCGUGAGGCCAAGGUCAACCAACACAAGCGUGUGUCCCUGCGCCUGCUGAGUGAGCGCCUGCUUCACAAGAGCAUCCAGGUAGGAAGUGACCAGCAUCCUCCCGUCCCACCCCCUCAGAACAACUGGCGGGGCCACAGCUCUGUGGAAGAUGCCAGGGCCUCAAUGGAGCUCUACAAAAUCUCUCAGAGACUCAGAGCCAGAGCCCAGCAAGGCCUGUCCCGCCUGGGGGCGUCACACUGAAGGUCAUCCUUGUCCAGGGCCUCAAUGGAGCUCUACAAAAUCUCUCAGAGACUCAGAGCCAGAGCCCAGCAAGGCCUGUCCCGCCUGGGGGCGUCACACUGAAGGUCAUCCUUGUCCAGGGCCUCAAUGGAGCUCUACAAAAUC
Mesocricetus auratus (golden hamster) is the source of this 903-nucleotide messenger RNA. It is a transcript of the gene Isg20, whose product is annotated as interferon stimulated exonuclease gene 20. The coding region runs from base 169 to 759 and encodes 196 amino acids. NCBI's taxonomy places the organism in Eukaryota, Metazoa, Chordata, Mammalia, Rodentia, Cricetidae. Gene Ontology annotation, molecular function: exonuclease activity; nucleic acid binding. The transcript is spliced from 5 exons. Gene Ontology annotation, cellular component: nucleus. The record is from RefSeq and is a predicted model, not a curated record. Gene Ontology annotation, biological process: RNA catabolic process; negative regulation of viral genome replication; DNA catabolic process.